AUGGCUAAAAAAGAGGAUCUUCUCCUACUGGGUCUCUCCGAGGCGAAAGCCGCAGAAACUUUGAAAAAUGUGAAGCUUACUGAGACAAUCGGAUCGAUUAUCGCCUCGGCGAAAGAGUCCGGAGAGCUCAAUAAGCAAAAGGGCAAUCUUUUGUAUCAAUUGGCGACGAAAUUGAAGCCACAAGUGGCUCCAAGUGCUCCAUUAGUUGUCAAGUAUAUUAUGAACGAUGGAAUUAAGACUGAGCCGCAGCUGUCCGCCGCCAUCGAAUACCUCCUUUCGCACACCGUAAAAGGAAUCGAGGUGCCCGCAUUCGAAAAGUCAUGCGGUGUGGGCGUUGUGGUGACGAUCGAUGAUAUUGAGAACGCCGUUACCAAGGUGAUCAACGAGCACCGAGAGAAAAUAGUGGCCGAGAGGUAUUCGUUCCCCGCCGGCAAACUGCUCGGAGAGUUGAGAGCUCUGUUGCCGUGGGCUGAUGGAGCCAUCACGAAGAAGGAGGUUGAUUUGAGAUUUUUGGAAUUGUUGGGACCGAAGACUGCUGAGGAUUUGGCACCGAAGAAGAAGGAGAAGAAGGUUGAGGCGCCAAAGGCAACAAAAGAAACCGCCAAAACCAGUGGAACCUCUGCCGAAAACAAAAAGAAAGACACCACUCCAACCGCUGAAGAUGAUUUCAGUGAAGGAGCCGAGACUAUGGACGAGUUGCUCCGAACCCGUGCUCAUUUCCACAAAGUCGGCGAAAACUUCAAGACUGACGGCUACGUGACAACACCGAAAACCGCCGAACUUCUGAAGGCUCACGUCGCCGCCGUCGGAGGGAAAGUGGUUACAAGAUUCCCACCGGAGCCGAAUGGUGUUCUUCAUAUUGGACACGCGAAGGCUAUCAAUAUCAAUUUCGGUUAUGCGAAAGCAAUGGGUGGACUUUGUAAUUUGAGAUUUGAUGAUACGAAUCCAGAGAAGGAAGAGGAGAAAUUCUUCACUGCUAUCGAGGAUAUUGUCAACUGGUUGGGUUAUAAUCCAGCAAGAGUCACUCAUUCUUCUGAUAACUUCCAACAACUAUACCUAUGGGCUGUCAAGUUGAUUCAGAAAGGUCUUGCCUAUGUCUGCCAUCAAAAAGUGGAGGAAAUGCGUGGAUUCGAAGUUCAAAUGAGUCCAUGGCGUGAUCGAUCGAUUGAGGAUAAUCUCCAAUUGUUUGAAGAUAUGAAACACGGAAAAUACGACGAGGGAGAAGCGACUCUCCGUCUGAAACUCACUCUGGAAGAGGGAAAAGUGGAUCCAGUCGCCUACCGUAUCAAAUAUGUUCCACAUCAUCGGACUGGAAAUCAAUGGUGUAUCUACCCGACGUAUGACUACACUCAUUGUCUUUGUGAUUCAAUUGAAAAUAUUACUCAUUCUCUGUGCACAAAAGAAUUCCAAUCGAGACGCAGUUCUUAUUAUUGGUUGUGCAAUGCUCUUGAUAUCUAUUGUCCGGUACAAUGGGAAUACGGACGUCUCAAUGUGAAUUACACCGUUGUUUCGAAGCGAAAGAUUCUGAAAUUGAUCACGACGAAGACUGUAAAUGAUUGGGAUGAUCCGAGACUCUUCACGUUGACAGCACUCAGAAGACGUGGAAUUCCAUCGGAAGCUAUCAAUCGUUUUGUGGCGAAAUUGGGAUUAACAAUGUCUCAAAUGGUGAUUGAUCCACAUGUUCUUGAUGCAACUGUCAGGGAUUAUUUGAAUGUUCAUGCGCCGAGAACCAUGGCUGUGCUCGACGGAUUGAAGCUCACCAUUGAGAACUUUGACGAUUUGAAUCUCCCAUCGACCGCCGAUGUUCCAGACUUCCCAUCCGAUCCAUCUGAUCCACGCAAGCAUUCCGUAUCCGUGGAUCGUGAGAUCUUCAUCGAGAAAUCCGACUAUAAACCCGACGAUUCUGACAAGUCCUUCAGAAGAUUGACACCAAAACAGGCCGUCGGUCUGAAGCAUAUCGGUCUGGUGCUUCGAUUCGUUAAAGAAGUCAAGGACGCAGCUGGACACGUGGAAGAAGUCGUUGUGAGAGCUGAGAAGCUGACGGAAGGAGAGAAACCGAAGGCAUUCAUUCAUUGGGUUGCGAAGCCAGUCUCUGCUGAAGUCAGAUUGUAUGAGAGACUCUUCAAAAGCAAGAAUCCAGAGGACGCUCAGGCGCUUCCAGGUGGAUUCCUGACUGAUAUCAAUCCGGAUUCACUGACUGUUCUCUACAAUGCUCUCAUCGAUCAAUCGAUUGCCAAAUCUAAAGUUUACGACAGAUUCCAGUUCGAACGAAUCGGAUUCUUCUGUGUCGACAAGGACUCGACAUCGGCGAAACUCGUCUUCAAUCGUACUGUCGUGCUGAAAGAUGGUGGAGCUUCUGGAAAGAAUUGA
Molecule: messenger RNA, 2370 nt
Organism: Caenorhabditis remanei
Lineage: Eukaryota; Metazoa; Nematoda; Chromadorea; Rhabditida; Rhabditidae
Exons: 5
Coding region: 1-2370 (789 amino acids)
Biological process (GO): translation; glutaminyl-tRNA aminoacylation
Cellular component (GO): aminoacyl-tRNA synthetase multienzyme complex; cytoplasm; cytosol
Molecular function (GO): glutamine-tRNA ligase activity; ATP binding
Source: RefSeq, a predicted model, not a curated record